Messenger RNA from Trifolium pratense (red clover), 2542 nucleotides. Its product is annotated as auxin efflux carrier component 2. Gene Ontology annotation, biological process: auxin export across the plasma membrane; auxin polar transport. Gene Ontology annotation, cellular component: plasma membrane; endoplasmic reticulum. The record is from RefSeq and is a predicted model, not a curated record. The coding region runs from base 351 to 2240 and encodes 629 amino acids. NCBI's taxonomy places the organism in Eukaryota, Viridiplantae, Streptophyta, Magnoliopsida, Fabales, Fabaceae. The transcript is spliced from 5 exons. Gene Ontology annotation, molecular function: auxin efflux transmembrane transporter activity.
AGAAAGAUCUUUGCUGCUACCGCAGAUCACUGAAUACUGCCCAAUUUACAUGUGCAUGAACGUUUACAAUGGCGCCGAGUUAGCCUUAUAAUCAAUUAUUAUUAUUCAUACUCAUACACACCUUGCUCAUAGAAAAUCCAACCUUGUUCUGUCUACAUUUGAACUUUCAUUUUUUAUUUCAAACUUUAACCUUUAAAAAAUUAUUUCUACCUCCUUUAUAAAUCACAUUUAAUUAAAAACUUAGGUGUCAAACUCUAUAAGAGAACACUAACAACCUUUCACAAACUCUUUCUUUAUCACCCUAUAACAAUUUCUUUUUGUGUCUAAUCUACCUUGACCUAUCUAUAACAAUGAUUACCGGUAAGGAUAUAUACGAUGUUUUCGCGGCUAUUGUACCGUUAUAUGUUGCUAUGAUAUUAGCAUAUGGUUCGGUUCGAUGGUGGAAAAUCUUCACACCAGAUCAAUGUUCUGGUAUAAACCGUUUUGUCGCGGUUUUUGCAGUUCCAUUACUAUCUUUCCAUUUUAUCUCUUCCAAUGAUCCUUAUGCUAUGAAUUAUCAUUUCUUAGCAGCUGAUUCACUUCAAAAAGUAGUUAUUCUUGGUGCUCUUUUUCUAUGGAACACAUUCACAAAAAACCAAGAUAGUCUUGAUUGGACUAUUACACUUUUCUCCCUUUCAACUCUUCCUAACACACUUGUUAUGGGAAUUCCUCUUUUAAAAGCUAUGUAUGGUGAUUUCUCAGGAAAUCUCAUGGUACAAAUUGUUGUUCUACAAAGUGUUAUUUGGUACACUCUUAUGUUGUUUUUGUUUGAAUAUAGAGCUGCUAAACUUCUUAUAACAGAACAGUUUCCUGAAACUGCAGCUUCUAUAACAUCAUUCAAAGUUGAUUCUGAUGUUGUUUCGCUUAACGGUCGAGAACCACUUCAAACUGAUGCUGAAAUAGGUGAAGAUGGUAAACUUCAUGUUGUUGUUAAAAGAUCAACUACUAACUCUAUGGUAUCUGGAUCAUUCAAUAAAUCUCAUUUAAACAAUAUGACACCACGCGCUUCGAAUCUUACCGGUGUUGAGAUAUAUUCGGUUCAAUCAUCAAGAGAACCAACACCAAGAGCUUCUAGUUUUAACCAAACUGAUUUUUAUGCCAUGUUUCAAAGUAAAGCGCCGAGUCCGAAACAUGGUUAUACAAAUAGUUUUCAAAGUAAUAAUGGUAUUGGUAGUGAUGUUUAUUCUAUGCAAUCUUCGAAAGGGGUAACGCCAAGGACUUCGAAUUUCGAAGAUGAGACGUUGAAGAUGCAUAAAAAGAGAGGAGGGAGAAGUAUGAGUGGUGAGUUGUUUAAUAAUGGUGGUUCUUAUCCUCCUCCAAAUCCAAUAAUUUCAGGUUCUACAAGUGCUGGUACAAAGAAGAAAGAUAGUGUUGGUGGUGGAAGUGGUAAUGGACCUAAUAACAAAGAGUUACACAUGUUUGUUUGGAGUUCAAGUGCUUCACCUGUUUCUGAAGGGAAUCUUAAACAUGCAGUUAAUAGAGCUGCUUCUACUGAUUUUGGCACUGUUGAUCCUUCCAAAUCUGUUCCACAUGAUCAAACUAUUCUUGCAUCAAAAGGUGUUAAUGAAUUGAUUGCGAACAUGAGUCCUGGCCGGAGAGAAAGGGAUAUGGAAAUCGAGGAAGGAACAAAGUCUCCAUAUAUUAGCCAGAAGAAGAUGGAUUUGGAAGGAGGGGAUGUAAACAAAAACACACAGAUGCCACCAGCAAGUGUGAUGACAAGACUCAUUCUCAUCAUGGUUUGGAGGAAACUCAUCAGAAAUCCAAAUACCUACUCAAGUCUUAUAGGACUUAUUUGGUCUCUUAUAUCAUUUAGGUGGCACAUUGAAAUGCCCUCGAUUGUAAAAGGUUCAAUCUCAAUACUAUCUGAUGCUGGUCUUGGAAUGGCCAUGUUCAGUCUUGGUUUGUUCAUGGCAUUACAGCCUAAGCUGAUUGCAUGUGGAAAACGAGUUGCGACAUUUUCUAUGGCUGUUAGGUUCUUGACUGGUCCUGCUGUGAUUGCAGCUACCUCAAUCGCAAUUGGUAUCCGUGGAGUUCUCUUACAUGUUGCAAUUGUUCAGGCUGCCCUUCCCCAAGGUAUUGUUCCCUUUGUGUUUGCCAAAGAAUACAAUCUCCAUCCAGAUAUACUUAGUACUGCGGUUAUAUUUGGAAUGUUGAUUGCAUUGCCUAUAACAAUACUCUACUAUGUGCUUCUUGGAGUAUAGUCUAUUUUUGAUGCAAAAGCAAUUAUGUUGUAUUAAUUAGAAAAUAUUAUUAUUGGAUUUCAUUAGAGAAGGAAAUGGAAAGGAUAUACAGUAUAGCAGAAUGCUAAAUAUAUAUUAAUUUUGAUUGAAAUGAAAAUUUAGGUUUGAUUUGUUCCAUAUUUCCAGCUGAUUGUUAAUAAUUUGUCAUAUGAAAAAUGUUUUGAUUAUAGGUUAGGAUAGCUAGAGAUUGUAGCCUAUGAAAUUGAUGUAUGUUUUUAGUCUUUCAGAUUAGUUAAUAUUAAAAACAGUCUUGAAAGUUGAAA